CUGCCUCUCGUUCCCGCAGCCACAACUCACAGAGAAGAGAGAGAGAGAGAGAGAGAGAGAGGAGAAACGGCGAUCGUAGAAGAAGAAGAAAAACCAGAUCCACAACUACGAGAACAACCACCACCGGUCCACUGGUAUCUCUCUCUCCCUCUCAACUGUGGAAGUUCAAGAAAGCUGUGGGAAGACAUGGCAAAUUCAGGGCUAACUAGCUUACAAUCUCUUGGAGUUGAUUGCCGCAAAGAUUAGGCUGAAAACUUCUUGCAGUACAUGGAUAUGAUGUAGUUGGGGCAAAUGAAAGAAUGGUUUGUAUAUUUUCAACUAAGUUACUAAAUAUAUGUAUAGCUUCUUUUUGUAAAGCGAAACAAUUGGGGAAAGCGGAAGCAAUUAUAGUUGAUGGUAUAAGAUUAGGAGUACUACCGGACGUGGUAACAUACAACACACUGAUUGCUGCCUAUUGUCGUUUUAUUGGCAUAGACACAGCUUAUUCAGUAGUGCAUAGAAUGAAGGAAGCUGGGAUAAACCCAGAUGUUGUUACGUAUAAUUCUCUAAUAGCUGGUGCGAGCAAGCAUUGCUUAUUAUCUCGGUGCUUGGAUCUGUUCGAAGAAAUGCUUCAAAAGGGCCUACGUCCAAAUGUGUGGAGUUACAACUCUUUAAUGCAUUGCUUCUUCAAAUCAGGACAACCAGAUGAGGCUAACAGAGUGUUUCGGGACAUUAUCUUGAGUAAUAUUGAUCCUUGCACAACCACAUUUAACAUUAUGAUUAAUGGUCUUUGCAAAAACGGGUAUACUGAGAAUGCCUUAAUGCUAUUCAGGAAUUUACAACGCCAUAGAUUUACUCCCCAGAUAGACACAUACAAUAUCCUCAUUAAUGGGCUUUGCAAGGCAGGAAGGUUAGGGGCAGCACGAAGAUUACUAGAGGAGCUUGGACAAUCAGGCCAUAUACCAAAUGCUAUUACUUAUACUACUGUAAUGAAAUGCUGCUUUAGAUCUAGAAGGUUCAAACAAGGGCUUGAGAUCUUUACAGAGAUGAAGGAGAAAGGGUACACAUUUGAUGGCUUUGCAUAUUGCACAAUCAUUGGUGCUUUAGUUAAAAUGGGUAGGACAGAAGAGGCAAAUGGACUCAUGGAAAAUAUGGUUACGGAUGGCAUUGAGCUUGAUAUGGUGUCUUAUAACACUCUGAUUAAUAUGUAUUGCAAGAAGGGUAACUUGGAAGCUGCCUAUAACUUGUUGGAUGAGAUUGAGAAAGAAGGGUUUGAAUGCGACGAGUACACACAUACAAUUCUGAUUGAUGGAUUGUGCAAAGCAAGUAAUAUUGAAGGGGCAGAACGCCAUUUGAGGUACAUGACUGUGAUGGGGUUUGAUUCAAACUUAGUUGCUUUCAACUGCUGGCUGGAUGGUUUGUGUAAAGCUGGUGAGGUCGACUAUGCAAUGAAGGUUUUCAAAUCUAUGGAGUUAAAGGACUCCUUUACGUGCUCCUCCUUAGUGCACAAUCUUUGCAAGGCUAGGAGAUUUCACAGUGCAGCCAAGCUCUUGCUUUCUUGUUUAAGAAGUGGCGUAAAAAUACUUAGAUCUGCCCAAAAGGCUGUUAUCUUGGGGCUUAAUUCUUCGGGAUAUAGUAGAGAGGCAAGCAGGCUUCGGUCAAAAAUUCGAUUGGCUAAGCUUUUGCAUUUCUGAGUUGUAUUAUAGCUUCUUUUUGCUGGAAGUUGGAAGAACAUUAAUUAAGGGCUAUUCUUUCUUCACAGCUUUGGUUCACCUUGAUGACUUAAAAUUCAGUUAAGAGUGUAACACCUUCCCAAGCCAUGCCAGGGAUUGAAUUCUGGAAGAGAGUUGAUGAAAUAUUAGCCACUUUUCAUUGUGUCACAAUGUGUUGAACUCCAUAUGCUUGGAAGGAUGGGCCGGCUAUGCCAAAAUUAUUGUGUCCGACACCAAAUAACUUAUACAUUUAAAAGACAUUUUGAAGGAUGUGCUAGAGCUGCAGGUAAGGUGGUUGAUAUUAUUCAUUGUGGACUUCGUUUGAGGAUUGCUUACCCCUGGAAAAAAUGGAAUCUAUGCAAAUAUAGCCCAUCUCAUGAGCCAGCUUUGGUGGCUUACAAAUGUGGAAGAUGGAGGAAACAUACUUAAAGUCGACGUUGCGGGUGAUAUAUGUCUCAACAGACAAGAUUUCGGUCAGGAUUCCUCUGAAGACACAGAACUAUAACGAAUGUCAAUUUUCAUUUCCUUCACAAGUACGGAGUUGAAACUUGCCGGAUACGCAAAUGAUGAGAAAGACUCCACACCAUGAAGUCUUGUUGUCAUUACAGACCAAUUCGGAAGAACCAUGGGAGUAUAAAAGCCAAAACAAGGCAUGCCAAUAACAAGUUGCAGGUGGAGUUCCUACACUGACAUGGAUUGCGGGAAGGGUCUGCCGCACUCCGCGUCAGCCUUGUCUGAUUCCACUCCACCAUGAAUAUUCUGGUGUCCUGCAUUCCAGGUCUCAGCACAGUGAAGGUGGGAGAAACCAAGUUCAGCUUUGCAGCCACAACCAAGUUGGAUGAGUUCGGAAUUCUCCGACGAGUUCUCAGGACUCAGGUGACAUAUCCUGCAAACCUUUUCUGCUCUCCAACUUUCACCACCACCACUAGAGGAUUGCCGAUCGCUUUUAACAUCAAUGACGCAAUCCUCUUCCGGCUCCGGUUCCACUGCCUUCGCUUCUUGUUCCUUUCCUGACGGCUCUGAUGUCUGAGGAAUUUGAGUUUUUGGGGUUGAAUCGCUGUCUUCUGCUCCCCCAAUUUCACCACCACCACCACCACCACUACUGGAGGAUUGCCCAUUGCGCUUAGCAUCAAUGACACAAUCCUCCUCUGGUUCCACUGCUUUCGCUUCUCCUGAGAGCUCUGACGUUCGAGGAAUUUGAGUUUUCGUGGUUGAAUCGCUGUAUUCUGUGCUUUCAAUUUCAGUUGCAUUACUAGGUUGAACUCCGACAACUGAGUUUGUUGAGAUGUCUUCUUGUUUCUGUGCUUCAGGCUCCAUCGCUAACCCAACAAUGGUUUUGCUUGGCCACUACUGAAUCACCUCCAUGAUGUUUUCCUUCCAAAACCUAGUGAAACAUUUUGCAAUACAGCGUCACAGAUUUAUGGUUUUUCUGUUUUAGCUCCAUUA
This is a messenger RNA of Rhododendron vialii, 3137 nucleotides long. RefSeq names its product putative pentatricopeptide repeat-containing protein At4g17915. Gene Ontology annotation, molecular function: protein binding. Bases 300 to 1673 code for a protein of 457 amino acids. The transcript has 6 exons. Lineage: Eukaryota; Viridiplantae; Streptophyta; Magnoliopsida; Ericales; Ericaceae. The record is from RefSeq and is a predicted model, not a curated record.